This is a messenger RNA of Pristis pectinata (smalltooth sawfish), 4121 nucleotides long. RefSeq names its product zinc finger, MYND-type containing 19 (gene zmynd19). The coding region runs from base 145 to 828 and encodes 227 amino acids. The record is from RefSeq and is a predicted model, not a curated record. The transcript has 6 exons. NCBI's taxonomy places the organism in Eukaryota, Metazoa, Chordata, Chondrichthyes, Rhinopristiformes, Pristidae.
CCCGCGUGACGGCGUGAGGCCCGCUGCCAUUGGCUGCAGCCGCAGCAGUGACCCCCGCACGCACUCCGGAAGAGUUUGCGAGGAGGCGCGGGGCCGGUGUCCGUACGCGUGUCGGAGGCUCGGCGGACGCGGAGCGCAGGAGCCAUGUCGGACUUCAAGCUGGGGAUCGUGCGGCUCGGCCGGGCGGCCGGCAAGACUAAGUACACAUUAAUAGAUGAGCAAGACAUCCCACUGGUGGAGAAUUACACCUUUGAGGCUCGAAUGGAAAUUGAUGCUGAUGGAAAUGGUGCAAAAAUAUUUGCGUAUGCAUUUGACAUUAGCAAACGAAGAGGCUCUGGGCGUCCUCUGCACGAGCUGCUCUGGGAACGGCACAGAGGAGGGAUAGCGCCACGUUUCCAGGUGGUUCACAUCAAUGCGGUGACAGUGGACAAUCGACUGGACAACCUCAAGCUUGUCCCCAUAGGUUGGAGGCCAAAGGCAGAGGAGAUCUCCAGUAAACAGAGGGAACAGAGUCUAUAUUGGCUGGCUAUCCAACAGGUGCCUGCAGACCCCAUUGAGGAGCAAUUCCCCGAGUUGAAUCUCACUCGUUACUACAAUGCCAAUGGUGACAUUGUGGAAGAUGAAGAGGAUUCUUGCACAUAUUAUGAGUGUCAUUAUCCACCAUGCACUAUGAUGGAAAAACAGCUGCGCGAAUUCAACAUCUGUGGCCGGUGCCAGGUGGCACGAUACUGUGGCUCCCAGUGUCAGCAGAAAGACUGGCCAGCCCAUAAGAAGCAUUGUCAUGAGAAGAGGCGCCCACUGCAGCAGGAACUUGAGCCAGAGCGAUGACCCCUCCCUUGCCCUGCCCCUCCUCGCCCUCGCCCCGCAUGCUUUCGCCAUGGUUCAACAGUGGCGUCAGUUUUGUUUUGCACAAUUCAGACUGGACACAAAGUUCCAAAGGCACUGAGGAAGAACAAAAAAAAACAGAAUGGACUUGAGGAGGUCUCUGAGAAGAGGGGGGGCUGGGGCUUCUCUCCUAUGAUUGAUCGCUAAAGAAGACUAUGGAGUUCCUAGCUGGAAGCUUCUGUCUAUAUUUAUAUGUUGAUAUGUAUUUGAACAAAAUCUUAUGUACAGUUUUUUAUGUUGUAAAAUCUGAUCUGUUUGAAGUUCGGUGAUAACGUGUAGCUGAACAGAGUUACCUAAAAAAAACAAAUGCGAUUCGCUCCGGUAGCAUUAUGUGACUCUGGGACAGCUUGCUGCUAAUGCGAUUAUAUAGAAGAAAACAAAGACCCAGCUUACUGUGUGUUCCAGAGAUAACACUAACGCCAGGUCUCUGGAACUUGUUUACUUGGCGAGGGGGAAAAAAAUAACAAAUCGAAAGCAUUUUAGCCUUGUAUGGGGAAAGAGGACUAAUAGAUCCUAGUGACAGCUGCUGGAGUGAAUGGGUUUCACAACCAUCUUUGUGGCUUCAUCCUUGUAACCCAGUUUGAACACACUAUGCAGUCUGCCACUUGUCUUUGUGCUAGAGGUUAAGUUCAAUGUAGCACUGAUCAAACUCUGGGUGUGGUGCUGCUUUAAAAUCAGUAUUUUUUCAAGUCAAAUCAAACUAUUGGGGAACAUGAGAAUUAGAAAAGUUAUAUGCUCAUUCUUAAUUCAAGACCUACUCAAGGCACAUAGUUUUUAAGGACAUCAGGUUUGGAGUAAUGGUACAGGAAUCCACUUGUAGCGUGAAUUGCUUUUUAAAUGUGUAUGGUUCUGCUGGGAAGCCAUCUGGUAUUGGGCCAAAUUGUUGUCCAGCAUUGGUGAGAGGGUGAAAUUAAUAACUGCCCAUGACUCCGUCAUAUCUCAUGGGUAGCUGCCUUUUAAAUUGAAAUCCAACUCCGAGAUGGAAUUUGGUUCAGGUGCACAGUAUGAUUCCAUAUGUUUAGAUGUUACAUCACUGAUUUCUCCCACAGUCCUGUGCAGCUCUGUGAUUCCAUGGCCAAGUUCCUAAAUAUUGGGCAUAUGUUGUCAAAACUUUGGAUUUUACCCUAGUUUCCUACCUCCCUCUCCCUCCUCCUCUUCCCCCCCCCCCCCCCCCCCAAAAAAAAAGAAUGUAUGGCCCAGUUCACCUUAGCCAGCAGCCACAGGCAGUGCUGGGACAUGGCAUCUGCGAAUGUGACGUAUCCCCCAGCAGCCACAGGCAGUGCUGGGACAUGGCAUCUGCGAAUGUGACGUAUCCCUUUGGGAAAUCUACCAAGAAAACUGGAUGACAUGGGAGAUCACACAAUGCAGUUCCUGCUCAUUCUCCUCAUCACUGGGUAUUCAGUUCUGUUUGCUCCUUUCAGGACUGCAAGCAUACCUGAAGCCAGCUACAGUUUGAGUGUCAUUUUAAUGCAGCACAGAAAAUCCUAUUUAUCUUUGGACAUUUUUACAAGUGUUAAGUAUAUUUUUUUAAAUUAGUAAGUUAUUUUCAUUGGAGUCAGCAGACAGCUGGUAUCCAGUUUAAAAGCUGCUGGUUAUCCACUGUGCUUGAGAGCAUGAUGGUUUUGUGCAUGUCUCAGCUGGGUGGGUUCCACAUAGUAGGUGGUGGAUGGGUACACCUUGGAGGUCUUGCUCCCCUGUAGCCAUAAUUGUACACUCUAAGGAUUUUAAAAGUAAGAUUUGUUCAGUUAGUCCCAAAAUAUUUGCUCUCCAGUUAAUAGGGGCAAAACUUUAACUGUGGUCUGGAACUAGAUUACUUGAACAAAUCUCCUUCCCUUUUUGCUGUGAUUUUUUUCCUCUGGUUGGGAAGGGAGAUUAGUUUAAGUAUAUCAGACAAGCAGAGACCCAUGAACUAAUAUGAAAGCUGCUGUACCUGUGUGCAUGUUUUAAAUGGGUUGCUGUUACUGUAUUGUGCUGUUGCUGCGCCAAGCUUUGCUUUUUUUCGAUUGAAGCCCAGACUCGUGUUCUCCUUGUAAGAUUCAGAUACCUGUUUUAUGUACAAUGGGAUACUGUGGAUCUAAGCCAGUGCAAUCUCUUGCUACCCAACUUGCUGACUGGAAUAUCUUGAUGAUUUGCUGUUUAGGAAGUUUCAGGUGGAUGUUUAAUGCAGAUAAAGCUAGUAUAAUAUUUUUCCACUUGAUUUACUGCAGCUUCCUCCUCAUUAACAGGCGGGUUUAGCAUGGUACUCUCUCUAUCAAACAUUGAUUUUGCCACUUUUUAUGUACAAGUGCCCUGAGGAUGCACUAGUUUGGUUUUUGAAGUUGGAUUUGGUGACUUUUUAUAAUUUGUAUUUAAGCAAAGUGGCAGACAAUACGAUUUAGAUUGUAAUUUCCAGUCUCUUCCUCUUUAUGUAGAAUAUGUUUGGAAUCUAGCAAUAAUUUCCUUUCUUUGUAAACCAAAUUACAUUAUCAAUAUACAACUAACCAAACUAAUUUGUAUCUGGAUCCCAAGGAUAAUCUGUACUAUUUGACAGUGUAACCAAGAUGUGUCACUGCAACUAUUUAAUGGGGCUUGCCUAUCUUCUCCCUGAUGGCCAUUGAGUAGAAAUUGCCCCAGCUUUUGUGCAGCUGCAUGUCAAUAGUUGUGCAAAAUAGACUUUCUUUAACACUUCCUGCAAACUAAUUGAACUAAUGUGCUCUUGCUGCUUGGGGUAUUUCACACUAAUUGCAACUGCUGUGGUGUUUCAUUAGGUAAAAUUAUAUUUAAUAAUCAGAGGAUCCCAAGUUCUGAAGUUCACAAAAACACAAUCUUCAGGUAAUAUGGUCCCUUUUGGAUUUUAACUCCUCACAACAAAGUUCUGAAACUUAAUUGGAGUGUCAUUGUUUUGUAAGACAACUUGGUUUAAAUUAUGCCUAGUCCACUUAUUCCACUGAUUUCCUCUCUGCUAGUUAAUAGCUGUAUUGUGGAUCACACUGUCUUAGUGACACAGCUGACUCCAUCAAAUUGAGCUGUUCCCAGCACAGUUAGAUGGGAUUGUAUUCAAGUACAGCUAGACUGAUACGGAGCCCAGAAAUGCAAUGAUGCUGUUCCAAUUCUAAUUACUAUGUUGUGUGGUCAGCUGCAAAAAUGCAGCUCACUAGCCACUGCAGUGUUGCUGUGCCCUCAGUUUGUUUCAUGCACUGAAUACUGUUCCUUGCCUGUAUUUAAAAUUGUUAAAUAAAGCCGAAUCAAAUUUCUAA